Molecule: messenger RNA, 1947 nt
Organism: Ustilaginoidea virens
Lineage: Eukaryota; Fungi; Ascomycota; Sordariomycetes; Hypocreales; Clavicipitaceae
Exons: 12
Coding region: 1-1947 (648 amino acids)
Biological process (GO): transmembrane transport
Cellular component (GO): plasma membrane
Molecular function (GO): purine nucleobase transmembrane transporter activity
Source: RefSeq, a predicted model, not a curated record
AUGGCCUGUCAGCGGCACUCCUUCGAUCUGUUCCUGCGUGCCUCACACGAGUCACACCACUCACAUUGCUCUUGGCUCAAGCUCCCGCUAGUCCUCGCCUUCCCGUGCCGAACCGAGCAUCGUGACUCGACUUGCAGCUGUUUACCGUUUGACUGCAACCGCACCCUGUUGAACAUGACUCUCCCGCCUAAACACACAAGCCUCCCUAUUCUUAAGGAGCUGCACAGACUCUUCCAUGCGUUGGAUCGAGCCGUGGCAAAGUCCAAGUUUGGAAGAUUUUUCAGACUUUCCAGCAGCGACCACCCCGAUAGAAUUGAAAAUGCAACAUUUUGUCGAGAAGUGCGAGCUGGGCUGACCACGUUUGCUGCCAUGGCUUACAUUAUUUCUGUCAAUGCGUCCUUACUUUCUCAAACGGGCGGUCCUUGCAUAUGCGAUUCACCUGUCAAAGAUGCAUGCGAUAGCAUUCCAGAGUUCAAGUCAUGCAAGGAAGCUGUUCGUCGAGAUUUGAUCACAGCCACUGCCGCAGUCUCAGGCAUGGCUUCUUUCGUAUUCGGUUUGACAACUAAUCUCCCUAUAGCUCUUGCGCCGGGCAUGGGUCUCAACGCUUAUUUUGCAUUUCAGGUUGUGGGUGUCAACGGUAAUGGGAAGAUUACCUAUCAGACUGCCCUCACGGCAGUUUUCGUGGAGGGUAUCAUUUUCAUUGUUCUGGCUCUGACCGGCAUGAGACAGUGGCUUGUCAAGCUCAUUCCGUCCACCUUGAAAACUGCUACAGGGGUCGGCAUCGGUCUUCUCUUGACAGAAAUCGGCCUAUCCUAUUCGGCAGGCAUCGGAGCCAUAACCGGGGGCGGCAACGCAACUCCUCUUGCUCUGGGAGGAUGUCCCGCGGAACUCAUCAGCCCGGCCACAGGACUGUGCGAAUCUGGUCAAAUGACUAACCCAAAGAUGUGGCUUGCCAUCUUUUGCGGCGGCAUCAUGACCGCUUUUCUCAUGGCUUAUCGUGUCAAAUAUUCUCUCGUGAUCGGAAUCGCCUUGGUGUCAGUUAUUUCAUGGCCGCGCGGAACAACCGUCACGUACUUUCCAAACACGGAAGAAGGCGAUUCCCGCUUUGAUUUCUUCAAGCAGAUUGUCGCCUGGAAUCCCAUACACAGCACGGUCAAUCAAAUCGACUGGACGUUCCGCAACAGCGGGUCACAAUUUCUCCUCGCCCUGUUCACAUUCCUCUACGUAGACAUCAUUGAUGCUACUGCAACCAUGUACUCCAUGGCCCGGUUUUGCGGAGUGGUGAAUCCCAACGACGGCGACUUUCCCCGAUCCACGGUGGCUUAUUGCACCGAUGCCUUCUUCAUAUCCGUCGGCGCCUUGUUUGGGUCUUCCCCGGUGACGGCGUUCAUCGAAAGCGGCGCAGGUAUAGCGGAAGGCGGCAGAACGGGACUAACAGCAAUAGUCACCGGAAUGUGUUUCCUGGUGUCCAUCUUCUUUGCCCCGAUAUUCGCGUCCCUCCCACCGUGGGCAACGGGCUGCACACUCAUCAUGGUGGGCUGCAUGAUGACUCGUCAAAUCACACAAGUCAACUGGUACUAUAUCGGCGACGUUCUGCCGUCCUUUGUGGUCAUGGCGUUCAUUCCGUUUAGUUAUAGCGUCGCAUACGGCCUAAUUGCGGGUAUACUUGUCUACACCGUACUGAAUGGGCUGAUUGGUCUUGUUCUGUUUGUAAGUGGCGGCCGCAUUGAACCGCGUGAAUACGAUUUGAAGGAAUACUGGACUUGGAAGGGAAAGGGCCGCCUCCCGUGGUUUGUCAGGGCGGUCCAGUCCCGCAAGCGAGAGGCAGGUGAAGUCGAUGGCGCCAUCGUACACCACCACGACGGCGGCGACGGCAAUUGUGAUGAUUCGACGAUCCUGGCACGCGUCAAGACGGCUUCGAAUGACUAUUCAACCACAUCUGGGUAA